Molecule: messenger RNA, 2251 nt
Organism: Solea senegalensis (Senegalese sole)
Lineage: Eukaryota; Metazoa; Chordata; Actinopteri; Pleuronectiformes; Soleidae
Product: C-Jun-amino-terminal kinase-interacting protein 3-like
Exons: 13
Coding region: 768-2228 (486 amino acids)
Biological process (GO): vesicle-mediated transport
Cellular component (GO): cytoplasm
Molecular function (GO): signaling receptor complex adaptor activity; JUN kinase binding; kinesin binding
Source: RefSeq, a predicted model, not a curated record
GUCUGUCAGCUGGCUCAGCGAGAGAGAGAGAGGGAACGAGAGAGAGCGAGGGAGUGAGAGAGAGAGAGCCUCUCCCACAGGGAAACAUCACCAUCAACGGUCGAGCCCGGCUAACAGCAGCGGCAGCGUGGAGCACAAAAUAUGGAAGAAACGAUAUCAUAGAAGCCGAUUAGGCGUCGGCGGAGACCCCGAAGCGGUGGAUUAUUUUUCUAUUUCCCUAUUUAUUCACGUAUUUAUCUCCCUGUCAUUAAUGGCCGGGGUCCGCGGCUGCUGCUGCCUCUGAGUGAGAGGCAGGUGCAACAUCAUCAUCGACGGAGGAGGAGGCAUGGACUCAGCCAGGGCCGAUCCACAGGCGGGCCCACUCCUCACCCACAGCUCCCCGGACCAGGUGCUGCUCUGUUCGGGAGGAGAGAAAUAGCCGCGCUGCGUGUGUAGAGGCGAUACAACGGGCUGCUGGUGGAGGAGGAGGAAGAAGUGGAGGCAGAGGAGGGGGCCCUCUUUACAUCCAAAUAUUAGAGCCAAUAUUUCCGCUCUGGGCUCAAGGUUACACGCACAAAAUGCUACAGCGGUAAAACGGAUAAAGAGUUCUCUUUAUUUGUGUAAAACAUCAAAAUAGUGGUUUCAUGUACCUAUUUUCUUUGCGGAUCCAAAUCUGAGACAGUCUCGCAUUCAAGGCCUAAAAUAAAGAAAUAAUAAUAUAUAAAUAAAAAACGUGUGUGAUCGCUGUCUUCUCAUCUGGAAGAGAUACUCCAGCUCCAGCUGUCACCAUGAUGGAGCUACAGAUAGACGAGGUGGUCUACCAGGACGACUAUGGCUCCGGCACCGUCAUGUCGGAGCGGGUGUCGGGCCUGGCCAACAGCAUCUACCGGGAGUUCGAGCGGCUCAUCCGCAGCUACGACGAGGAGGUGGUGAAGGAGCUGAUGCCGCUGGUGGUGAACGUCCUGGAGAACCUGGACGCGGUGCUGACGGAGAACCAGGAGCACGAAGUGGAGCUGGAGCUGCUCAAGGAGGAUAACGAGCAGCUCAUCACUCAGUACGAGCGGGAGAAAGCGCUGAGGAAGCAGGCGGAGGAGAAAUUCAUUGAAUUUGAAGAUGCACUGGAGGCCGAGAAGAAGGACCUGCAGACGCAGGUGGAGUUUCUGGAGCUGCAUGGGAAACAACUGGAGCUCAAGACAAAGAACUAUUCUGACCAGAUCACCCGUUUGGAGGAGCGAGAAUCAGACAUGAAGAAACAGUACAACACUCUGCAUCAGCGCCACACUGAGAUGAUUCAGAUGUACGUCGAGCACAUAGAACGUUCCAAAAUGCAGCAAGUCGGGACAAACAGCCAAUCAGAAGGCCCUGGCUGUGGACGAACUCAACGCCACACAUGGAGGAAAAGCAAAGCGGAUCGCCCGUCGUCACUGAGCCUGUACCCCAGCGGUGAGGGAAUGGUACGUGGGGGUCUCGGGGGGGCUAGGAUGAUGCCCGGGAAAGACAUCUGGCAGGUCAGCGAGCUCGGCCAGUCUAUCUUCAGCUCUGCCUAUCAGGAGGAUGGAUCAGAGUCAGACUCGGUGGUCGCCACACCCAGCAGCACGGGGAGCAAGUCCAACACGCCCACCUCCUCCGUCCCCUCCGCCACCGUCACCCCGAUAAACGAGGGCUUCCACACACACUCUGAGUUUGACGUGAUGCGCACCGGGAACCACAGGAAAAGUGCCAAGCGGCUCAGCCGGAACAUGGAGGUGCAGGUUUCCCAGGAAACCAGGAACGUCAGCAUCGGUAUGGGAAGCAGCGACGAAUGGUCUGAGUUCCAGGAGAUUAUUGACUCUACUCCUGAGCUGGACAUGUGUGUGGACCACCGUGGGUACGGAGGAGGAAACAGCCCCACACAGGGAAUUGUGAACGAGGCCUUUGGUAUCAACACGGACUCUCUCUACCACGAGAUCAAAGAUGCCAAGUCAGACAUCAUCGGCGAUGUCGAUGCAGGUGCCGAGCUGCUAGGCGAGUUCUCAGUUCGUGACGAUUUCUUCGGAAUGGGCAAGGAGGUGGAGAACCUGCUGACGGAAAACAAACAGCUCCUAGAGACCAAAAAUGCUCUCAACAUUGUGAAAAACGACCUCAUAGCCAAAGUGGACGAGUUGUCGGGGGUGCAGGAGGUGCUGAGGGAGGAGCUGGAGGCCGUGAGGCAGUCGAAAAACAAAGUGGACGCCAGAGUCAAGGAGCUGGAAGAAGAACUCAAGAGGUGAGAACAUGUCGUCACUUAACAUAG